AUGUUGACUGAAUAUUAUGAUGUGUUUGUCGAACCAAAGGGGCUGCCACCAUACAGAGAAGUUGAUCAUCGCAUCCAUUUACAACUGGGUUCAACACCUGUUAAUGUUCACCCCUACAGCUCCAAUGAGGAUACACAUGUGGAACAUUUGAGGCAAGUACUGCAGUUGCUACGACAACACAAAUUCUUUGCAAAGGCAAGUAAGUAUUUGGGAUAUUUGGUAUCUGCUCAGGGGGUUCAAGCCGAUCCUUCGAAGAUUACAGCCAUGGUUCAAUGGCCGCAACCUCAAUCUAUGAAACAACUACAUGGUUUUCUUAGUUUGACAGGGUAUUACCGCCUUUUUGUGCAACAUUACACUACCAUUGCUGCCUCUUUGACGGAGCUAUUGAAAAAGGAUAAUUUUCAAUGGUGA
Messenger RNA from Cannabis sativa, 411 nucleotides. RefSeq lists its product as uncharacterized. The transcript is spliced from 2 exons. The record is from RefSeq and is a predicted model, not a curated record. Bases 1 to 411 code for a protein of 136 amino acids. NCBI's taxonomy places the organism in Eukaryota, Viridiplantae, Streptophyta, Magnoliopsida, Rosales, Cannabaceae.